Alternaria alternata is the source of this 1920-nucleotide messenger RNA. RefSeq names its product histone acetyltransferase type B. Gene Ontology annotation, cellular component: nucleus. The transcript has 2 exons. Gene Ontology annotation, biological process: subtelomeric heterochromatin formation. NCBI's taxonomy places the organism in Eukaryota, Fungi, Ascomycota, Dothideomycetes, Pleosporales, Pleosporaceae. Gene Ontology annotation, molecular function: histone H4 acetyltransferase activity. The coding region runs from base 200 to 1744 and encodes 514 amino acids. The record is from RefSeq and is a predicted model, not a curated record.
UGGUAGCAGGGGCGGCAACGACGUAGUGCUACACUAAAACGCGUCUCCCGUCGCGCUAGUCGCUCCUUCACUUUGCGCGCUGCCUGUCCGCCGUCUAGCUGCUACACACUACUUCUCACCACCCCGCCCACGUCGCCGACACAUCUGGCAUCCACUUGACCCCGGUCGCGUAUCAUCUAUUCCAGCAAACACCGCCAUCAUGGAGCUUGACUUGGACGACUGGGUCACCAACUCCAACGAGUGCUUCCACAUCAACCUCUACCGCACAUCAAACGAGAACGGCCCAGAACGCAUCCUCGACGAAUCCUUCCACCCAAGCUUCACCCACACUGUCAUCGAAGAGAACGAGACAAUCGCGGGGUACAAGAACCCAAGCAUCGAGCUUGACUUCCGCGCAAACGACCUCAACCCGAAACUGAAGAUAUCCUUUGACCAGGAGCUUGACCUCAAGAAGAUCUCCCCAGAUCUGAACCAGGUUGAUCUAUCCCCGGAGCUGUUCCGCGAGUACCUACCCGAGUCGAUCGAUGAUGCUGCUGGCGCUACGUCUUCAGAUUGGAAACCACCGGGAGAGCGUAUGAACACCUUCAGUCUGUACGGAAAACAGUAUGAGAUAUGGAAAGCUCCAAUGACUGAUCCCGACGCUCGACGCAUCUGGACGAAUAUGAAGAUCCUCAACCUGCUAUUCAUCGACGGCGCGACAUUAGAGGGCUUGGAGGACGAGGAAACGCUUGAUCGUUGGUCACUGUACCUUCUGUACGAUGUGACACCUCUGUCAGACGCAUCGCUUUCCCCAUACACGCUCGCCGGUUUCUCUACAUCGUAUCGCGCUUGGGUCUUUCCCACCUUCGAGAUUGCGCGUGCUACGAAGCAGCUGCCAUCUCCAGCCGAAAGCAGUAACGGUGACGCUGGGAAAUAUACACCGCCUCGUCUGACUCAAGAUCCCGAGACUUUCCUCUUUACCGACAAGCUUGAUCUUCUCGAGACGCCGUCGAGGGAACGCAUUUCUCAAUUCCUCAUCCUCCCUCCAUAUCAAGGCCAAUCGCUCGGAAGCCGCUUGUACGAUACCAUCUUCCACGAGUUGGUGAAUAAGCCCUUCAUCUACGAGAUUCCGAUUGAGGAUCCAAGCGAGGCUUUCGAUGCCAUGCGAGAUUACAGUGAUAUCACAUACCUUCGUAAACUUUCCGCCUUCAAGGACCUGUCAAUCGCCUCAAAUCUUUCCCAAGAGUCGUUGAGAAAGAAUUCACCGAUUCCGCGGGACCAAAUCCUCGGGAACGGCAAAGACCUUGAGGAGCUUCGAAAGAGCACUAAGAUUGUGAGCAGACAGUUCUACAGGAUGGUCGAGCUUCAUUUGUUAUCAACAAUUCCGCCAAACAAUCGAAACCGUGCACGAAUCACAAGGAAAGCGAAGUCUACCAACGAGAACGAUAGAAAAUACUACUUCUGGCGGUUGGCCCUUAAGCAUCGAAUCUACAGCCAGAAUGCAGACGCGCUGGACCAGAUGGAGGAUGUCGCAGAGCGCGUGGAGAAGCUGGAGUCUGCAGUCGACUCGCAGCAGGAGGAGUUCGAGGAGCGUCUGGAGGGGUUGGAGAAGCGCCAAAAUCUUGCUGCUGACGAAACGUCUGCUCCCGCAGUGGGUGCAAGAAGCAAGAGGAAGAGAGCGGUUGUGGUUGAAGACGACGAGGAUGACGAGUGGGAAGACAUGGAUGAAGUGUCAGUUGCUAGCUCAAAGAGGAUGCGAUCGUAGAAUAAAAGGCUGUGACGGUGUCCGAGGUAUCCAGAUGAGGGCGGCGGCUUUCCUGGUUGAUCAGGGUGUCUCGAAGAUCGUAAUCGGUGUCGAAGCCUUGCCCUGAGGUCUCAUUGGUAGUUAUAGUUUAGGCAGUAUACCCAAUCCACGAAAUGUUCUCGCGCCAUUACCAAAGA